GAAAACGUGAUUGGCAAUAAAGCACCCGAGGCGAUGGCUCAGUAUCACAACAAACACAGGCCUACACCAGCUGCAGGAACGGCGGCGGGUUCAUACAAACUGCACCUAUCAUCAAGAAGGAACGGCGGCUGCUCUCUGCACGGUCGACAGACCAUGUUUGACCAAGAUCUUGACUAAAGGUCACCUGAGCAGUACUGUCGUCAGCUCCCAACCCUGAGCCCCUCACAGGGCACAUUUACAUGACAUCACGUGCUGUCAUCUUGAGUCGAGGAAGCAAGAAGAAAAAGAAGCACUAUAAUAAAAUGGAAGCAAUGAACUCUGCAGUGUCCAAGUUAGAUGAUGAAAGUCUGACUAUAAGCCCAGCAGCAGCUAUCAAUGAUGAUGACGAUAUUAGUGGUGCCUUAGCAUAUCUGGAUCUUGGGGAACCAGCGUAUAAUUCAAAGAGGACCAACUAUAUUUGUUGGGAAGAGUACUUCAUGGCAGUAGCAUUUUUAACUGCCAUGAGAAGCAAGGACCCUUGCUCACAAGUUGGAGCAUGUAUAGUGAAUACAGACAAGAAAAUAGUUGGUAUUGGAUAUAAUGGGAUGCCGAGGGGUUGCAGUGAUGACCUAUUACCUUGGGGCAAAGAUUCAGAAGACCCUCUUCAUACAAAAUAUAUGUAUGUUUGUCAUGCUGAGAUGAAUGCCAUCAUGAAUAAGAAUAGUUCUGACUUGUCUGGCUGCACUAUCUAUGUUGCCUUGUUUCCCUGCAAUGAAUGUGCAAAAUUAAUUAUUCAGGCCCGAAUCAGAGAAGUAGUUUUCUUCUCUGAUAAACAUGUUCAAAAGCCAGUCACCAUUGCAAGCAAGCGCUUGUUGGACAUGGCAGGGGUAAUGUACAGGCAGUUUAUACCAUCUCAAAAGGAAAUAAAGUUGGACUUGUCAAGAAAUACAGACCCAGGUGAUUGGGAAUGUCUUGAAGAUGACCAUAACGAUAACCAAAAUGAUGAGAAACUAAACAAUACCUUCCAUUCAUCAGGGGCUUCCAGAGAUAUCAACAACAAAAGAGAUGACUACUUAAAAUGGGAGGAGUAUUUCAUGGCUAUGACAGCUUUGUCUGCUCUUCGAAGUAAAGACCCAGCUACACAACUAGGAGCAUGUAUUGUGAACAAUGAAAACAAGAUUGUUGGUAUUGGUUACAAUGGUAUGCCUUGGGGUUGCAGUGAUGAUAAGUUACCAUGGGGUAAAAGCAGCACUGAUCAACUUGAAAGAAAGUAUAUGUAUGUGUGCCAUGCAGAAGUAAAUGCCAUCAUGAAUAAAAAUUGUGCUGAUGUUGGUGGAUGCACACUUUAUGUUGCCCUCUUUCCUUGCAAUGAAUGUGCUAAGGUUAUUAUUCAAGCUGGAAUCAAGAAAGUGAUAUACUACUCAGAUAAGUAUAAGGAUAAACCCACAACAGUUGCCUCCAAGAGAAUGCUGGACCUUGCAGGGAUUCUCUACUGCCAUUACAACUUGCCUCGCAGAAAAUUCAUUAUUGAUUUUGAAGCUAUUGAUUGGAACAACACAUCACAGCUUUCUCCAACUUUAUACAAUUUAUAGACAAAUUUUAAAAGAUUUGACAAGAACCAGGGUAAUUUCAAGUUGACAACAGGUAUUUGUAAACUUGAAUAGAAGUUUAACAACUUCUGUUGACAAACAGAAAUUGGAAAUGACAAACUGUGUUUUUUAAGUCAUGUAAUUACUGUGUAGCUUUAGUCUUAUAAAGUUUAACAAAUAAUUGAAUUCAUUGUUUCAUGUAAAAAAAUGAACAAUUAUUUACCAUAAAUAUCAAUUAUUUAGACUUUAUAAAGCCCUUAAUUAUGUUCAGUAGGGCACGUUUAUGACUGAGAAGAAUUGGAAAGGUAUAAUGACAAUAGGUAUGUAUUGUAGGUACUGUAUUGUAAUACACAGUUUUGUUUUAAUUUUAGGUGUUUAACAAAAAAAGGGCAGUUUACAAAAUACUUCAACUAAACCUAAUUUCCCCAUUCAUACAUACAGUACACUUAAAAUAUAGCCUAUCAAAGAAUGCAUUUCCUAGAGCAAUUACAGAUAUAUUAUUAUCUAUAUAAAGAGAAUGCUCGAAGUUGUGGGCCAGAUGCUUAGGGUUAGUCUCGCGAAACUUUGCAGCAUGACUUGUCUAUCUGGGAAUGGCCGUAAGCAGGUUUAAGUUGAGAUCCAUGGCCCCUAUUCCCCCCCCCCCCCCUCACACCUUUACAUGAAAUGGAAAAAUCAUAUUAAUUUUCCAAUCAACCUAAAUAACACAUUCCAGCCUUAAAAUUCAGCUGGCAUAUUAUUUUCUACCUGAU
Messenger RNA from Procambarus clarkii (red swamp crayfish), 2317 nucleotides. The record is from RefSeq and is a predicted model, not a curated record. NCBI's taxonomy places the organism in Eukaryota, Metazoa, Arthropoda, Malacostraca, Decapoda, Cambaridae.